AAUACUGAUUUAAUUCACUUCGUAUUCGAACCUACACCCCCCUCCCCCAACAUGCCACUACAUACUCUCAACCCUGACACAACAGCCGGUCCCGAAAUCCAACGGCUGGCCUGGAAAAGGGUACAAGUCAAUCCCAGGGCAGUGCUUGGAAGGGCGACUGAGGAGAUUUAAUUGGUGAGCGGGGAGAAGAGUGAAAGCGGGGACUAUAUCCAAAGGGCGGAGUGUUACACGCUCUCUCUCCUCCUCCUCUCCCCCCUCCCCCUUCUCUCUCUCUCUCUCUCGGUCUCUCUCUCUCUCUCUCAUUCCCACUCGGGGCCAUUGCGCUUUUUUUCCCUGGGAAGCCAUCAUGGAAGUUUGAGAGUCCGGCGGUGGCCCCAGCAGCAGCCUUGGUGGGGGAGGGGGGGGGAAGAAGCUGGAGUCGGUGCUGUGGCCGGGACGGGAGCUGGAGCCGUGGCCAGGGCCGGGGCCAGAGCGAUCGGCCGAGAAAGAAAAAGGAAGGAAAGAAAGAGGAAAAAAAGAAAGAAGAGCAAGUGUGCGUGUGCUGGAGGGGAAGCUCGGCUUCCUGCUGACUUUUUUUCUGAAAAAUAAUGCUUAUAAUUUUUUAACACGGAGUGGAUCAGGAUCCCGGAGUGUGUGGAUUAUUAUUUCUGACGGAGCGCAAGGAGAGCAGCCACGGAUGUAUUUUUUAAAACGCGUAAUUUAUUGACAGCGGAGGGGUAAAGGAAUCGACUUCUUUGGAUUUUUUAAAAAAAGAUCCCUUUCUUUUAAGCGAAGGCAUUGAGAUUUUUUCCUCCCUCCAUUUCCCUGCCUAUCAGCCCCCCCCUUUCCCCCCACCCCCCGACCGACGGUAACGGCGGCGGCGGCGGUGGAGGCGAUCGUGGAGGAAAAAUCGUAGCAAGAGGCGGUGAAUGUGGCCACCGUCUUCCCCCGUUGCCCCACCAAUUCCUCUUCCCGCUAAAGGGUUUUACUUUUUACCCCCUCUCUCCCACCCCCACCCCCCGUUUUCCUCCUCCUUUGAUGGUCAUCUGAAGAAACCGGAGCAAAUCCACCACCCCCCAACCUCCCUUACUCCUGCGGAGGAUAUUAACGGAGCCGGGGGGGAAAGGCGAGAGGCAGAUUGGGAGAGAGAGAGAGUGCGUGUGUAUGUUGUGGAGCUGGGUGUUAGGCCCCUGUGUGACAGCAAUCCAGAAGGUGCCAACAAACCCAUUUCCACAUCCUCCACCUCCACCACCUCCUCUUCCUUCAACCAGGCAUGGCUUCGAGAAUCAAAGAACUUGUCAGCAGGAACAAGAGAAGAUACCAGGAAGACGGAUUCGACUUGGACUUGACAUAUAUUUAUCCAAACAUCAUCGCGAUGGGAUUUCCAGCUGAGAGACUUGAAGGCGUCUAUAGAAAUAACAUUGAUGAUGUCGUAAAGUUUCUGGAUGCGAAGCAUAAAAACCAUUACAAAAUAUACAAUCUAUGUGCGGAGAGACAUUAUGAUGCUAACAAAUUUAAUUGCAGAGUCGCACAAUAUCCUUUUGAAGACCAUAAUCCACCACAGCUAGAACUCAUUAAGCCAUUUUGUGAAGAUCUAGACCUCUGGUUGAGUGAAGAUGAUAAUAAUGUUGCAGCAAUUCAUUGCAAAGCUGGAAAGGGACGGACAGGAGUAAUGAUCUGUGCUUAUUUGCUUCAUCGUGGCAAAUUUUUAAAAGCACAAGAAGCCCUAGAAUUCUAUGGUCAAGCAAGGACUAUAGAUAAGAAGGGUGUAACAAUUCCUAGCCAGAGGCGCUAUGUAUAUUAUUACAGCUACCUUUUGAAGCACAGAUUGGAUUACAAGCCAGUGGCAUUGCUGUUUCACAAGAUGCAAUUUGAAACUGUUCCGAUGUUCAGUGGCGGAACAUGCAACCCUAUGUUUGUGGUUUCGCAGCUGAAAGUGAAGAUCUUCACUUCCUCUUUGGGACCGACCAGGCGUGAAGACAAGUACAUGUAUUUUGAUUUUCCUCAACCUCUACCGGUGUGUGGAGAUAUUAAAGUGGAAUUCUUCCACAAACAGAACAAGAUGAUGAAAAAGGAUAAAAUGUUCCAUUUCUGGAUAAAUACAUUCUUCAUCCCACAACCAAAUGAGAACUUAGAUAAAGUAGAAAAUGGCAGCAUAGUUACAGACAAGGACGAUGAUGGUUGGCGUACAGAUAAUGACAAAGAAUAUCUGGCCCUUACAUUGACUAAAAAUGAACUUGACAAGGCAAAUAAAGACAAGGCCAACAGAUACUUCUCACCAAAUUUCAAGGUGAAGCUGUUAUUCACAAAAACGGUAGAAGAACGACAACAACAACAUCCCAUGGGCAAUAGUUCAACCACAGUAACACCAGAUGUUAGUGAUAAUGAACCAGAGGACUAUAGAUACUCGGACACCACUGACUCUGACCCAGAGAAUGAACCUUUUGAUGAAGAUCAGCAUACACAGAUAACAAAAGUCUGAAAUAUUUUUAUGGGAAAUUAUAACUGCGAGAAAAAGGAAACAAACUUGAAUAAACUGAAAGCAAGUACCUUUUUUAAUGGCAAUAGGACAAUGUGUCAAGUAAAAUGCUACACCAAUUAUAGGAACAAUGAUCUUUUCCUUACCAAUGUUGUUUAGCCCCAUACAUGCAUCUGCAAGGUUUUGACACAAGGUUGUCCAAUGAAAAGCGAUUGCGUAGAUAUGUUAUGUGUAUACAUUUUUGUGUGUCAAAAUGGCGCAUAAAAACGCAAUCAGGAAAAAGAGGCACUUUCCCAUGUAAUUCCAGUUUUAUAAAAAGUGGAGACAGAUCUGGUGUGUACGUAGGAAAUUUUUUCCUUUUGUGUUAUGUUGCCAACAGUAGGUGCUAACUUACCUGUAAAAAGAGUUUGUGUCCUGCCCCUUUAAAUCCAUUUAACAACAGAUCAAUCUGUUAUCAGCUAGGACAAUUUGUGAAAAGGUUUGCAUAAAAUGCACGUCUUGGAAAAGGGAUUAGAAAGGAUGCACAGAAAGGAAAAAAAAAAUCCAUAGUCUGGUUCCAGUACCACCGACAGCUUAUUGCACUGUUUUAUAAGGUAUUAAGCCUAAGAAAUUGUGCAGUCUGCUGCUACUGCUGCUUGCUUUUUGUGCUUUCAAAGCACACUGGUGCUAGAAAAGGCAGCUGGAUUGAGGAAUUCUUUCUGGGAGGAGGCUUGAACCUUGGACAAAAGAGAACCAACUUACUGGCCCACAGAUGUACAGAAUGUGGAGCCCAUGUAGGGAAAAUUUUCAAGUUUUUUUCCUUCCUUUCUUUGGGGAUGUCACAAGCUGGAGUCCCUUAAUAAUAAUGGCUUAAUCUUAUAAAUGUGGCAGCAUGCCCAUUCAAAGUUAUGACAGUUAAUGUAAAAAGAGAAUUUUACAAUGAUUUAAUAAGUUAGCUAGAAUUAUUUUAAUUGGUGCUGCUCCACUAUGUCCUGUGUCACCAAGGCCAGUGCUUGAAGUUGAUCACUUUUUUGUUAGUACUGUUUUGGACUUUAAGUCAGUACCUCCAUAAAUUACCUUCAUUACAUUUCUGUAGUACAAGCUGUUUUAUUUCUGUUGGCAAGAUGCCUUCUUUCUCCAGAUCUGGUAUGGGCAUAUGAUACGUAGUAAGGGAAAAUUUGGAUUGGGAGUAUGCAAAUGUUUAGAUGAAGUGUGUCACUCAUGUGUGUUGUGUGCAAGUAAUUGGGAAACUGUUGCAACUGAUGUUUCAACAGAAUAAACAGGUUUCAACAAAAGAUCAUAGUGUGCACAGGAUUUAAAAUGAGGUUUAUAUUCAUAUCAAGGAAGCUGUGUAUACGUUACUUAUCUGUAACAGCAAGAAAAGAAGUCUGUUAUGCUCUGUUGGUUAAUGUGUUAAACCGGUAGUUGUCGUCAUUUCCUGUAAUUGUAGAAAAAUAGAACUGCAUACUCCCACAAGGCCCAGCCAAAUGGAGUCUCUCAGAUUUGGUAAAAGUCUGUUAUGCAAAUCCCUUUGUGCCCUGUUUCAAGAAGGAAAUGUAGACUGUUAUGGAUGGGGAAAACUGUAUUUUGCUGAAGCAUUAUUGCAUUAAAAUAUAUCUACUAUUUUCUUUACUUCAGCACAAAACAUAAUAUGCUUGGCCAUUUGGUGAUGGACAACUACAAUUACAAACAUUGCAUCCAGCUUGAGCUGGAAGUAACUUCCCAAAACAUUUAGUGUUGGUUAGUGUCUAGAUGUUUCAGUUCUGGUGUCUGUUCUUGCUAUAAACCACAAAUCUUUUAAAUCUUUCUUUGUAGUGGUGCUUUAAAACUGUCCAAAAGCUAAUGUGAAGAGCAUGAGUUGUGCAGUGAAAGAGAAAUGGACAAAUGUAGCUCAAGAUGGAGGGAGUAUAGGUUUAUAGAUCAAAUUACAAGCUUCUGUUGACAGUUUUCUUUUACUGAUGGCACGUUCCUUUUAAUUUUUUUUAUUGAUUUCCCCUUCCCUUUCAAAAACCCUUUAUUUCUGUUGCUCACAACUGAACAUUUGAGACAUGCCACUUUUGAAGAGUUUUAUCAUCUUUCAUAAAGACGUUUACCACUAUAUCUUUUUAUAUUGAUAAUAAAAGGAAAUUUUGACAACCAGGAGCAGGCAAUAAAAGCUAGUUUGUAAAAGGUGCACAAAAACAAGUGAAGGAAAACUUUCCUGCCUUACAUGCCUUGGAAAUACUUAGCUUGGCUUCAGGCAAAGUAUUUAUACAGCUUUAUUUUCCCUUUAACAUUAAGCGGGGGACAAAGAGAUGGCCCUUUCAUCUUCAGAACACUGAAAAUAAAAUUCUCAGUGUCACUUCGAACGCUAAGGAGCCAGGGUAAGAGCAGCUGCAUAUUGUACCAGGCUUUUGCACUGUAAGAGUUUUUCAUUUUCUGUUGAAAGUCAAGGGUAUAUUGGGGUCCACAAACAACUUUUCCAAACCUUCUGAAGGCCUUGCAUGCUGAAGGUGGGAAAGGUGGUAAUAGUAUGUUUUCAUAUUCUUGUAUUGAUACCAUCCCUGUAGAGCCAGACAUGCAUUACUUUGACUGACAAAGUUGUCCAGUCUCUUUUUUUUAUUUAUGACAGUAUUCAUGAUUAGUCUGGUAAAUACAUUCUGUAGGUUAUCUCUCUUGAGUUUCCAGACUAUACGCUUAAUAAAAAAUUCUUUGGAUGUGCAGCAGCUUAAUGUCUGAAAUUGUUUGUUGACGGCAUCACUGUAAAGGAAUUUACUUGGCCAUCCUUAGUCGUCUGUAGCCCCACUGAAUUAUAUUUGCCACAGUAAAUCACAAAGGGCAGUUGCAUGGGUGGCCUCAGGGGUCCUGCACUGUGGCACAAGAUAUGGGCUGAGUGGAUUUCACAGGCAGCAUCAAAUAUCCAAGUUUCAGCUUUAAACUAUUCAUAAGGGCCAGUGUGAGAGUCCAUGUCAUUAGUAAUACCAGAUUUGUGCAAUAUGUUUAAGAAAGCCUGUGGUUGCCACAAAGUGCCUCUUGUUUACUUAAAAUACUGUUCAAAAUUCUGUCAUCAUGCAUGCAGAUGGAAAAGGUGGAACUGUGCACUAUAAAGGGGCUUCACUGCAGUGUAGGACAAAGCUGCCUGCUGCUCUGCCUGUUCAGAUUUGGAUUUCGUUUCAUAUAGAAUAUGUAUACAAAGAUAUAUUUUCAGCCUGUAAAACAGCCUUUUCCAUUUCAGCCUGUUAAAGAUACUAUUGUGCUGUGCAGCUAUUUGCUCUGUGUGUAAUGCUAUGCACUGAGAAUACACAAGAAGUAAACCAACAAAUGUAAAUUGUACAGAUUAUUGAUGCUCAUAAAAUCCAAUGUCCAUUUGUUAUUGUAUGUGUUGUUUGUUAACUACCCUUUAUCUUACUGUUAUAAACUCCACUUUAAACUGAUUAAAGA
This is a messenger RNA of Stegostoma tigrinum, 5857 nucleotides long. RefSeq names its product phosphatase and tensin homolog B (gene ptenb). The record is from RefSeq and is a predicted model, not a curated record. Gene Ontology annotation, molecular function: inositol-1,3,4,5-tetrakisphosphate 3-phosphatase activity; phosphatidylinositol-3,4-bisphosphate 3-phosphatase activity; protein tyrosine phosphatase activity. The transcript is spliced from 9 exons. Lineage: Eukaryota; Metazoa; Chordata; Chondrichthyes; Orectolobiformes; Stegostomatidae. Gene Ontology annotation, cellular component: nucleus; cell projection; cytosol. Gene Ontology annotation, biological process: negative regulation of cell population proliferation; cell motility; protein dephosphorylation. The coding region runs from base 1253 to 2461 and encodes 402 amino acids.